Messenger RNA from Hypoxylon trugodes, 1310 nucleotides. RefSeq lists its product as uncharacterized. Lineage: Eukaryota; Fungi; Ascomycota; Sordariomycetes; Xylariales; Hypoxylaceae. The transcript has a single exon. The coding region runs from base 419 to 1147 and encodes 242 amino acids. The record is from RefSeq and is a predicted model, not a curated record.
UAUAUGACGAAGAAGAUGCCCAAGCAUGUACUUCUAAAUUAGAGAUGACUGGUAUAAAGGUAGAACCGUCGUAAUAGGAUGAUGCAUUAUAUAUAAAAAAGGUUCAGCACUGAAGAUAGAAGUGCUAACUCUAAGAAAGAGAAUGUGAUGCAUGGCGAUUAUUCCACAUGGUUGUGGUUAUGAUAGUAGAGGAAAGAGUGUGAAUGAUGUUAUAGAGUGAAGAAAAAGUGAAGAUUAUGAGCGAGGAAGCUGCACUCUUAUAUACAUUCUUCCUGUACAACCUAUACAGUCCAUAGCACAGUAAAACACUGUCCAUUCCACCUUCAACCUUUCAUCACCAUCUCAACCAUCCUCUCACUUACACCACCACCACCACCACCAUCCCCCCAGACUCCGAAGCAAAUCACCAAACGAGGAAAUGACCUCACCAAUCCCCACACCACGGCAAUUCCUAACAUCCCUAAUCAACAGUCUCACCUCCCACCCACCCACAACUGCAGCCACCCACCCCACAAUCCCAAACACAAACACAAGCCCAAACCCGCUAAAGCAAAUCCCACCAAUCCACCGCCCGCUCCUAACCACGCUCUACGUGCUUUACCCCCUGACUCUGCUGCCUGCCUUAGACCUCCUAGACCGACGGCUAGCGACACGCAUACUCAUCCAACCAUCCCCAACAACGAUAACAGAAGCCCACGCACGGCUGCCUAAAAAGGGGGCGGAUAUCUACAUAGUGCGCUCCGCCCAACCACAGCACCCGCGUCGCGGCGGCGGGGAGCCGUCCUCUACAUCCGGUCUAUCAUACGUCGUGCGCCUGGAUGCCUGGAAUUGUACGUGCGCUGCAUUUGCAUUUGCUGCGUUUCCGCGGGAGGAGGUGCAGCGGAGUUACGUCAUUGAGCUCCUUGCGGGUGCAUCUCGGGUUGGACAGGAUGAAAGGUUGAGAGAUGAGGAAGGGGAAGGCAGGACCUGGCAAUUUGGCUCUCUGAGUGUGGAUGGUACGGAAGGAAGCGGGAUCGCGGGGGUGCCUUGUUGCAAGCACUUGCUUGCGUGUGUACUGGCUGAGCGGUGGGGUGGAUUGCUUGGGGGGUAUGUCGAGGAGAGGGUGGUUGGUAGGGAGGAGGCUGCGGGUUUGGUUGCUGACAUCUGAAUAUUCCAGAUACCCUUUGGGGUGGGGGGUAUGAUUAACGGUUUCACGAAGUUACGAACUUGCACAUUUUUCUCUGGCUCUGGAAUGAUCUUGUAGAUCCUGGCAUCAUGGACAUGUAGUAACUCAAGCAUACCAUGAACCUAAAAGUCUAUGAGGUAAAAAC